Molecule: messenger RNA, 552 nt
Organism: Malus domestica (apple)
Lineage: Eukaryota; Viridiplantae; Streptophyta; Magnoliopsida; Rosales; Rosaceae
Product: seed lectin subunit I-like
Molecular function (GO): carbohydrate binding
Source: RefSeq, a predicted model, not a curated record
AUGGUCGCAUCUUGCAUCUCCACCCACUUCGUUGCAUUAGAUUUCCUCGUUUUCUUCCUCAGAACCACCUUCACCGCCUCCAACUCCUCAUUUUCGUUCACUGAUUUCGAUAAAGUUUCAAACUUUGGGUCAUAUAUUGCUCUGUACGGAGAUGCAGAGGUCGUCAAUGGCAGAUACGCAGUUCAACUCACCAGUUCAAUGAGCUCGAGCGUCGGCCGAGCUAUUUACAAGAAACCCAUCGAGCUGUAUGAAGGUAAGCCUUGGAAAUCUGUGUCUUUUUUGACGAAUUUCUUGUUUUCUAUUUACAACGGUGGUGGGGAUGGAUUGACAUUUGUAAUGGUUCCAAAGGGUUUUAAUCUUAGCCUAUUUGGGCUUUCUCUGGGAAAUGGUAAAAGUAAAUUCAAAGUUGCUGCGGUUAAAUUUGAUGCAUUGAGUGAUGGAAAUAUUCAUGUUGGAAUUGAAGUGGGUAGUUCUAUUUCUGCUAAGAAUUUGGAUCCAAGUAGUGGGAAUAAAACGCAGGCUUUGAUUGAUUACGAAGCGGGUUCGAAUUGA